AUGGAGGAUAGCGUGGUGCUGCCGGAGAAGCGGGUUGGCGUGGCGGUGCGACGACCAAUGGCCGGGGAGGCUCACGCUCUAGAGAUCAGCGUCGCGGACCCGCUAUCUCUGUCUCCAUCUCUGCUAGGACAGUGCAGUCGUUCUAUUGGUGUGGCGGCAAGGGAGUGGGAGCGUCGCAAAACGAGUGAUUACGCGCCUCUGCUUGCACGCAACCGGGGCUUGCAGUUCACCCCUUUGAUAGUAGAGACGUGGGGGUGUGUCGGCGGGCGUUUCCGGCGGUGGCUUCGACGACAGGGGGAUGCACACGCGCUCAUUGGGGUAGCGUUACAACGGGCGCAAGCUCGUGUCAUUCUGCUUCGAGCUGCGUCUUCUAUGGGGGGGAUGAAUGUGGACUUGGUGGAUCGGGAGAAGGACGACAUCGAGAAGGAGGGUGGGGCUCUUUGGGUGGAGGCCCCGUAUAUGGUGGAUGCGUAA
Closterium sp. NIES-65 is the source of this 474-nucleotide messenger RNA. Lineage: Eukaryota; Viridiplantae; Streptophyta; Zygnematophyceae; Desmidiales; Closteriaceae. The record is from the annotation of a GenBank genome assembly.